GUUCGCAAAUCCGGAGAAGAUGCUGCUAGCAUUUUCCAACAUACGUCUUCCACAACAACCCGGAACAUACGCACCGAAGAAGUCGACGUUGGAAGCGACGCAGAUCAACAGGAACUGCAACUCGAAGGGCCAUUUGGCCAAGGAAUGCCGCAAGCCAGCAAGGGCACCUGGAUCUUGUUUCGCAUGCGGUGAAAUGGGUCAUUUUGUGGGAGAAUGCCGCCAGAGGAAGAGCAACACCUACAACAAUAGCAACAGCAACAACAAUAGCAGCGACAACAACUAUAAUGUCUUAUAGACUCAGGGAGCGCGAUAUCAUUCAUUAAGCAGUCCAGAAUUCCAGCUGCAUUAUCAUUAAGUAACAUUAACCAAGUUUAUCAUGAGCUGAACCAGAGCCAACUUAACAUUUUUGGAAAAACUUCAUGAUUCAUUUUAAAAGAAAAAUUAAACAUUAAAUUUGAUAUGAUUGUUGUGGCAAAUGAAUCUAUGAGGCACGACGCAGUCCUGGGAAGGGACUUUAUGAAUAUUUAUGGUUUGAAUAUGAAUCUCGACACCCUUGAAACUUAUGGAAAUAUUAAUGACAUAUUAAAAGUAGAUGCCCAUGCCUCAAACCUACCACCUGGGAAAAAGGAUCAACAACUAGCAAUUACCGCAGAAGCCAACUGCGAUUCCAACGGGAAUUUUAA
Drosophila gunungcola (fruit fly) is the source of this 683-nucleotide messenger RNA. Its product is annotated as zinc finger CCHC domain-containing protein 7-like. The record is from RefSeq and is a predicted model, not a curated record. Gene Ontology annotation, molecular function: zinc ion binding; nucleic acid binding. Bases 20 to 295 code for a protein of 91 amino acids. NCBI's taxonomy places the organism in Eukaryota, Metazoa, Arthropoda, Insecta, Diptera, Drosophilidae. The transcript has 2 exons.